Molecule: messenger RNA, 909 nt
Organism: Symbiodinium natans
Lineage: Eukaryota; Dinophyceae; Suessiales; Symbiodiniaceae
Source: the annotation of a GenBank genome assembly
AUGGAGAUGUGGGCAGCCCCCGUGCGUGCUGCCGCCCGAAUCAGCGGCUGGCUUUGCGGCCCUUCUCCCGACCUGGCGGUGAGAAGGCAGAACCAUGGGUUGCCCAACCUUGCGGAGCCCCAUAGGGGAAGAGGGCCCCUCUCCACUCCGCUGGUGGCUUCGGUCGGCUGCUAUGCAGCCGUGAAGGCCACCGCAGGGCAGAAACGGGCUGCUGCGAAGAAGCGGAAGAAGGGCCCCACACUGAAGCUGCUGAGAGAGAAGCUGAAAGAACUCGGCUUGCCCAGCUCCGGGCGAAAAGCCGAGCUCCUGGAACGGCUGCGCCUGGCGGUACUGGAGGCCACCGAUGAGGAAGAAGUUGACAUUCUGCCAGCGCUGAAGCAGAAUGGCUCUCGAGGUCUGGGUGACGUUGAAGACGCGGAAGCUCCAACUCCCUCUUCCAUGGGCUGGACCAGGGCCACGACCUCCCAGGAUCCCGAUGUCAUCCGACCUGGGGAUGAAGUCUUUCUGCGCGCGCACACUGGCUACUUUCUGGAUGUCGAAGCGGAUCGGGUCCAAGCCCGAUGGGAAGACAUGGGGGUGUGGCAGAGCCUGGUCAUCGAGAAGAGCCCGCUUGUUGUCGAGACCACAGACCCAAUGCAGUUUCAAGCCGGUGACUUGGCCUUCUUCCGAUGCCACACAGGCUGCUACCUGGACGUCCAGGAGGAGGGCAGCCCGGUACAGGCCCGAUGGCAGGACCUGGGGGUUUGGCAAGGUUUGGAAGUGGCAACCAAGCACGCAGGGCCCCUCAAGGUUGGCGACACCCUCUUCCUGAAGACCCACACCGGCAUGUACGUGGAUGUCCAAGGAGGUUCCGUGCAAGCCCGAUGGGCGGAUGAGGGUGAUUGGCAAGCCCUCACCAUCGAACGCUGA